UAAAGUUAACCGACGUUGGAAAAAGUGGUCCUUAUGCAAGUAGUUGAACAAUAUAAUAAAAAUAAAGUUAGUGAUAAACGUAUAACCUUACAAAUCUCUAUUUAUGUUACAAAAUAUAUUAAUAAGUAAUGUAAUAAAUUCAAUACAAAUAUAAUUUUAUAUUUCAAUUAUUCCUAGGCUGCGUUCCGUAAAACGCAUAUGCGUGCAUGUAUCUAUAGUAUACAUAACAUAUACUAUAGAUACAUGCGCGCAUAUGUGCUUUACAAAACACAGUCCUAGUAACCCAAAGUGGAAUCUAGUAACCCCGGAAUGGAACUUGUGACGUCAUUAUUCGCUCUCGGAGCGAGUAAACCUGUGCCAGUCGAAAAUGCUAUAAGAUUGAUUAGCUAAUUUGUUUAUCGCUUAAAUUUUACUGCUAAGAACCACAGCACAAACUUUUCUAUAGCACGUUACAUUACGUUACGUAUCGGCCGCAAACUUAGGCUCGCACAUAAACUUAAAGUACAGUCAAUGCACAAACAAAAGGUAACGUAACAUAAGACAUAAGCGAGUACAAGCAUUUUAAGAAGAAAAUUCUGUAACUAUAAUAUAACCAUCUCAACGUGGAUUUUUCUAUUUUCAAUAUUAUGGAUCAUCAGUAUAGUUCCUAUAACAUUCAGAAUGAAGAAUGGUUAGACAUCAAAGACGAAGAAAUUAUUAUCGAAACAGAUAAUGGAGAUGCAACUGAUACCAAUAUCUAUGUCCCAGACAAAACAGGCGACGAUUAUCUAAUAAAACUGUAUAGAGAAAGAAAAUUUUUGUAUGAUAAGAAACAUCGAGAUUUUAGAGACAACGAAUUAAAAAUUGAUGCCUGGAAAGAAAUUUCAACAAUCAUGAUAAAGGAUAAAAAUUUUGGAAAUUAUUACACGGCUGAAUAUUGUAAAAAAAGAAUGACAACAUUAAGAGAACAAUAUUCGAAGUUAAGGAGAAAAAAUGAAUUGAACAGUGGAAGUGCAACUUAUAGUAAACAGAAAUCUUUACUUUUAUCGCAAUUGUCCUUUCUACAUAAAUACAUUCAAAGAAGACGAAAUUUUACAAAUACGGAAAAAGAUAAGAAUGCCCAAAUAUCUGCUACUUUUCUUAAUAAGAAUGCAGCUGCAUUGCAAGAAACAAAAGUGGCAGAAAGUGACGAUUUGAAAAGAGAAUUUGAAACAUCUUCGUCAAGCCAGGAUAAUACUGAAUACGAUUCGACUGAUGAUCCUAUAUUUUAUGAAAAAUCACGUAAAACAAUGAAAAAAAAACCUGCAAAAAAAAGCGAUAAAAAUGACACUUUACAUGACCUAACUAACGCAGUUGUUGAUAUUUGUACUCAGCUAAAAUUGAAUUCAACAUCACAUAGAGACGUUAGUUCCAAAUCUGCAGAACAAGCUUUUUCACAAUUCAUUGCUUUUUCUUUACAAGCAAUGGAAGAGCCGGAACGCAGUAUAAGACGAAACAAAAUAUUUCAAGAUCUUACUACACCAAUCGAUCAGUUGUAAGAAGAUGUCUAUUUCUUUUCAAAUAUUUUGAAAUUUUCUUUUAAUUUAAUUACAAAUUUUUUUCAUUUUGUUUUA
This is a messenger RNA of Linepithema humile (Argentine ant), 1592 nucleotides long. Lineage: Eukaryota; Metazoa; Arthropoda; Insecta; Hymenoptera; Formicidae. The record is from RefSeq and is a predicted model, not a curated record.